CACACAUAACACAGAAGCAGAAGCACACGUAAAUUACAUUUUGUUUUAAACAAAUUGAAAUACACAUAAAAGCGCAUAAAACUAUUACGGCAUUUGUCAAUAACAUAUGAUAAUUAGAUUAAACAAACGGUACAAUGUGUUAGCAAUAAAGUGCGUGUGUUUGUGCUAUUUGGCAAGGCUUGGUUUUGGCCUGCCUUUUCGGCCCAAAACAAGUAAUUCGCAAAAACAGUCACAACGAAGCUGCAAUGCGCUGCACUUGAGUGAGUGAGAAGGCAAGAUUGAGGUAUUGUGCAAACACAGUGCUUAUCAUCAGCAAAACUCCCCAACUAAUACUCACCUAUGCCCAGCCAGUCACAUACUUCUCUAACCACAUUCAAUCACCAAACAAACGGCAAAUGCGAUUGCCACUAAAUGUCCAUAAGGCAAUCCAACAUUCAUUGAUACAAAGACCGCGUGUUUUUCGCGUAGCGCCCAGCGACCGCAGCAGCAGCGCAUACCAGGGACAGGCAUGCAAAACAACGCUGUCGACAACUGUCGAUAAUUUAUCGACUGUCUGCGAGUAUCGCGCAAGGACCGCUCGCUGAAAACUUUUGCAAGUGGGUGGAUGCGGUCGUGUGGUUGGUGUGAAAAAAGUGCGUGCGAAAUUUGUUUAUACUCGAAUUAAAUAUCAGCUGCAAUAAUUAGAUAGCUGCCAAUGAUGCUCCGAACAGUGACUUAGUCACAGGCACUAUAAACAAAUGAGCGACAGGACAUAGCACCUUAUGCCGUAUGGCCCUAUAGACAGUGUCAGGUGCUCGUGUUAACAAACCCAAUUAAAUGUGUUUCGUAGCAGUAAUAACAGCCAAAAGUGUUUUUAGUUUUCUUGUGUGUGAGUCCUGUGCAUAGUUAUAACUAUUUCCGUUUACGCCCUGGUCCUCCUGUGUCUGCUUGUCACAUGACGGCCGCCCCGUGAUUGUCGGCAAUCAAUUUCUCUCUUUAGAUGAGUUUUAUGCAUUAGCUAUUUAGUUAGGUAUAUAUAUACAUAUGUUUUUGACUAGCUAAUCAUGUCCAACAACAAUCACCCGCACGGGCAUUUGAGUCAAGCGGCACAGAAUCCCUCAUGGAAUCCCCUCCAAAUGCAUCCAUCAUCUCUGCAGAUACCUUCGUAUAUACCGCGACAGCCCCAAUUGGCGCACAUGUCCAAUGAAAGAUCGCUGGUUCGCUCACCAUUGGCCUGGCAUGCGUCGUCCGCCCAGCCGCCGCCGCCACCGCCCGAUGCCAUUUACAAUUUUAUGUCGGCCAAUCAUAAAAACCUGAAUCACCAUCAUCAAAUGAAUCCGUUGCUGGCACCGCCUUAUACUGGAACAUUGCCCUUUGACUCCAUGGAUUUAUCGCUGCAAUCAAGUCGCAGCGCUGCGCCUACGCUGAACAAAACUGGCCAACAGCAGCAGCAGCAACAGCAGCAGCAGCAGCAGCAGCAGCAGCAGCAGCAGCAACAGCAACAGCAGCAAUCACAGCAGCAGCAACAGCAAUCGCAUUUACAUGCUCCGCCUAAUUAUCCAACGAUUCACAAUUUGACCACAAGUACGCCCGCAGGUCAUCUGCCGGGCAUGCCAGCAUCGGCAUCGCCUGCGAGCUCAGCCAGCAAAUAUCUCAAUGCGAAUGGUUCGGGGCCAGGCGAUUGCGAGUCGUUGUUGCCGCCACCGCCCAGUACCCCGCCUAACAAUAACAAUCACAGCAGCAGCAGCGGCAAUGGCAGCAAUUCGAAUAGCAACAACACCGGUAGCAGCAGCAGCAGCAAUAAUAACAACAACAACAACAAUGUGCCGCCGCCCCAUUACAUGCAAAAUCGUGAUGAGAACUUUAAACUGACGCAGUUAAAGAACAUGCAAAAGGGCAGCGAGCUAAGCAGCAAAGAUUGCAGCUAUACAGGCAAACUGGCUACGCACAAUAUGCAACAGCAGCAGCAACAGCAGCAUGCCAAAAAGCCCUCGCCACUGCGCAACUAUCAUCAGCAACAGCAGCAGCAUCAGCAGCAGUCGCCAUAUAGCAUGACGCCGCCGAAGUAUAAUGGACCGCAAUCGCCGCCAACACCGCAGUCACCGCUGGACUAUAAUCAGUUGCAUUUGCAUCAUCAGCUGCACGCAGGCAUUGGCAGCUAUGCGUCACAACAACAGCAGCACCAACAACAACAACAACAUAUGCCACAGGAGCAGCAGCAACAUUUACAUUAUGCGCCACCACCAACGCAUCAUAACCAUCUAGCACCGCCACCACCACCGCCGCUAUCCCAUAUGUCCAAUGCACAAUUUCAGCAGCGACAGCAACCUCCGUUGCAGCAGCAACAGCAGCCACCGACGUCGCAGCAAACGUCACAAAUGCAUUCCCGCAAUACGCAAUUAACGAAUCUCGAUAUGCUGUCCAAGCAAAAGCCAGAGGAUCAACAACAACAGCACCCGGAGGACUCACAACCGAUCAUUACGGAUCUCUCCACAACGGCCUCGUAUCGAUGCAAUAGUCAACCAAUUGCCGAGGAUAAACAGCUGGUAGAAGCGCCUGAAUCACCCUAUAUGACCACAUCCAAUGAGGAGUCGCUGGAGUCUAAUAGCAACAGCAGCAAUGGUCGCAAGCGGCGCAAACGUAAGGCGAGCCAGGUAAUGCGCCUGACGCCCAGUGAAAAUGUGAAAAGGCAGCGUACACCGAGCCCGCAUAGCAACAGUUGCAGUCCAAAGCACUCACCCAAGAAUGGAGCUGCAGUGCACGAGUUUCAGCCGUUCGGCCUUAAGGAUAAACAGCAGCAGCACGAACUGCCGCAGGAAAAUGGACGUGCCUCAUCGCCACCAACUGCUGCUGCAGCUGACAAUAGCAGCAAUAGCUCCACGAUCUACAACGAUACGGAUAAUCCCAAGACUAAGAAGCAGCGACAAGCGCUGCUCCAACGCAAUCUCACAGAGCAACAACAGCAGCAUCGUCGCCAGGUUGAGGAUGAGGAGCAGCAGGAGCAGCAGGAACAGCAGCAGCACCAGUCUACCGCCACAAAAGCUUCCAAUGAAUCGCAAAUGCCGCCGCCCAGUCCGCAGAGCAAUAGCAGCAGCAGCAGCUCGAGCAGCUCCAGCGCCGGCACGCAUAGCAGCCACAGCAGUCGAGCCAGCGAGGCGGUAACUGGCAAAGAGCAACAGGAGCAACAGCUGGACAACAACAAAGCUAUCAUCACAGAUACGCCUGCAUCGCCAGCUCUAGUGGAGCAAGGCGACAUUGAUGCCAAGCCCGCGGUGAGCGUGCACGAUGAUGAGGAGGAAGUAGAAUCGCCAGCUGGAAAACAAUCGCCCGCAGUCGCAGCCUCAGCUACAGCAGCACCAACAAAUGUCACAGCAACUGCAGCAACAGAGCCGUGCCAUUUCAACGAGGUGGAGGAUAAGCUGGAGAAAAUGUUUGCAGGCAUUGAGGAUGAGCCUGCCGAACAGCCAGCCGACGAGUCGGCCAGACCACAAAGAGCAGACCUAACUGCACAAUUAGCUUUAGACAAGGUAGUUGGACAGGAUAAGCCAUCAGCCAGCAGUCCACCAGCUGCCAGCACACCAACCCCAGCACCCACACCUGCACCCACGCCCGAACUACGGCCCAUGGCGACAAAGGCGGCCAUGAAGUCAACAAUGCCCAGCCCUGUACACAGUCCCACGCCGAUAGCGGAGCCGCCAGCCAAGGAGCACACAGCACAGUCGCCAGCGCCAGCAGCAGCUGCAACGCCACCAAUCGCCAAAAUGCCGCCACAGACGCCACCAACACGUUACUUGCCACCUCGUCGACUCUCAAUGGGCAUGGAUCCGUCGCUGUUGCGCGUUACCAUUGAGGAGCCGAAGAAACCGCCAGCGCGAAAGAAGGCGGCGCAGCCUCCACCUGAAACGGAAAUUGUGCAGCUGGAAAGUGAUGAUGAUAAGCCCAGCACCUCGGCAGCGGCAGCAGCUGCUUUAGCAGCACGUAAGCUUAGUGAAGUAGCUGCAGCCAAAGCCCUGGCUCCCAAGGCAAGCAAUGGCAAUGCCAACAAUAAAAAGAAGAAAAAGAAUGCGCCCAAAGGUAAAAAGCCAACGGCAAAGAAUGGUGCCAAGGCGAAUGUUGGCAAAAAGGGAAUCGUACGUAAAAAUUUUAGCACCGACGAAGACAGUACUCCGGCGCCUAAUCGUGAGAGCAACAGCAAUGGUGCAGCUCCAGAUCUCAGGUUUAAAUCCCCAUUCAUACUGAUCAAGCCCGAUGGCAGCAUUAGCAUUAAGAAUACGCACAGUGCCGAGGAUGUUAACGAGAAGCAGACGAAGAAGAAGCAUACAAAGGCGCCGCACGAACGCAAAAACCUGCGUGGCAUGCACAGCUCUACGUUGAGCAAUCGCUAUGAUGCCGACACCACAGAUUCCAGUUGGAUUUGUGUAUUCUGCAAGUGUGGACCACACAAACUGGGGCUGGGCGAUCUCUUCGGCCCCUAUCUGGUUUCCAUAGACUGUGAGGAGUAUCGUACGGCGGCGCAGGUGCCACCAGGUGUGCAUGAUAUCGAUGGCUUGUUCGUGAGCAAACGCAAGCGCGCGGACAUGGUCAAGCUGCAGGAGCGCAAUCUGCCCGUGGUGCCAGCAACGCUAGCGAACAUUAUGCAGGCCCCCAAGAUAACGAUGCACAAACGCAAGCGUAAGCAAACCCACGACAGCGUCUACUCCUGCAGCGAUGCUGACCCAAAUGAAUCGCAGUGCUCCUCGCAGGAUCCCCUUGACUGCAACCUCGAGGCCAAGUUCGUUGAAACGUUUCGCGGCAUGUCGAAAACCUCGGAACAUGGCUACGAGAUUUGGCUGCACGAGGACUGCGCCAUCUGGGCCAAUGAUAUACAACUGAUUGGCGCCCAUGUCAACGGUCUCGAUGCAGCCGUCUGGGAUAGUACGCGAUAUCAGUGCGUGCACUGUGCGCAGCCCGGUGCCAAUGUUUGUUGCUUCGAACGCACCUGCAAGGCAGCGGCGCAUGUGCCCUGCGCCCGUGUCGCCAGCUGGAAUCUAUGCGAGGAGGAACGCAAAGUCUAUUGCCAGCUGCAUGUGCCAGCGGGAGCAGCGAGAGAGAAAGUAUCAACGACAUUUCUUACACCCAAUGUGAACAUGUCGGCUAGCAUGGGGGAGCAAACGGCGGCGCCACCGCCCACACUAAAUAUCAAUUCGCUUCCCUGAGUACGCGUGCGUGUGCAGAAAUGUCGUCUGGACGUCAAGCAUUGAGCGCACGUUAAUAGCUCGGAUACAGGACCUCCUCGACCUUGCGGACAGCUGCCUGUUUUGUAUAUAAUCAAUGGCUUAAAACGCGAGACUGGAUUCAGGUAGCAACAGCUGCUGUUGUUGCUGCUACCCAUGACACUGUUGAUCUUUACUGUUUCGGGAAUCAAGCAAUCGUUGCUGUUACUCCUUUUUGCUGUUUUUAUGUGUUCGAUAAUCCUUUUGAAACUUAACACUUGUGUAAAAAGAUUGCUGUACAUUUUAUGUAGACGCUGUGGGCGACAGUUUUUAAUGCUAGUUUAUA
This is a messenger RNA of Drosophila hydei, 5517 nucleotides long. RefSeq lists its product as uncharacterized. The record is from RefSeq and is a predicted model, not a curated record. NCBI's taxonomy places the organism in Eukaryota, Metazoa, Arthropoda, Insecta, Diptera, Drosophilidae. The transcript has 6 exons. Gene Ontology annotation, biological process: regulation of transcription by RNA polymerase II. Bases 1044 to 5174 code for a protein of 1376 amino acids. Gene Ontology annotation, cellular component: nucleus.